Molecule: messenger RNA, 2299 nt
Organism: Coffea eugenioides
Lineage: Eukaryota; Viridiplantae; Streptophyta; Magnoliopsida; Gentianales; Rubiaceae
Product: probable ribosomal RNA small subunit methyltransferase B
Exons: 19
Coding region: 32-1636 (534 amino acids)
Biological process (GO): RNA methylation; regulation of DNA-templated transcription
Molecular function (GO): RNA binding; methyltransferase activity
Source: RefSeq, a predicted model, not a curated record
CCUCGCAAACAGGAGCAAGAUUGAAUUUUCAAUGCUGCCACAAGCGCUUUCAGUCCCAGUACUCAAUUCUUCACAACUUCUCUCAGCUUCUGCAUUAAUUGGUACGACUACUAAGAGAGUGAUGUUAGCCAAAAAAACUCGACAAUCCAACUCAGCAACAACUUCUACUCGCAAAACUGGUCCUUUCAAUCCUACAAGCAAGACCCAGAAGCUAAAUGUGGAAGUUUCACCUCACAGAGCUGUGUCUGCUGUUAGGUUGAUGCGAAUAGAGCUUGGUGGUGCUUUUGCUGACCUAUUGAAUGAGCAAGGAAAGGGUUCGGGGGAUAAUGAGAUGCGGUAUGUUGAAAGGACUCUUGGAUUUCGCACUCGAGACUUGGAUGAUAGGGAUUUGAGACUGGUUACCGACAUUGUGGGAGGCACCAUUCGCUGGAGAAGAUAUCUUGAUCAUCUGAUUCUUUCAUUAUGCCAUGAUGAAGACACAUUUAGAGGCAUGGAGCCUCUUCUUUUACAGAUUCUUCGAAUUGGUUUCUAUGAAAUCGUGAAGUUAGAAAUGCCCCCAUAUGCUGUUGUGGAUGAGAAUGUGAGACUGGCCAAGGUCGCCCUCAGACCUGGUGCUGGUAACUUGGUCAAUGGAAUUCUGAGAAAGCUAGUUUUACUCAAGGAAAGUAACACCCUUCCUUCACCAAAAGUGGAGGGUGAUGAUCGUCAGCAAGCACGUGCUCUUGCGACUAUUUAUUCUCAUCCAGUUUGGAUGGUCAGACGCUGGAUAAAAUUUCUUGGGCAUGAAGAAGCAAUUAGAUUAAUGAUAUGGAACAACAGAGAUCCUACUUUCAAUCUGAGGGCAAACAUUAGUAAAGGUUUUCGAAGGGCUGACCUUAUAGAACAGCUUGAAAAGUUGAAGGUUCCACAUGACAUUUCUCCACACUUGGAUGAUUUUGUCCGCAUCAAAACUGGGAUGCAGAUUGUUAUACAAGCUGGAUUGCUUAAAGAUGGUUUUUGUUCUGUCCAAGAUGAGAGUGCUGGACUGGUUGUCUCCAUUGUCGAUCCACAACCUGGUGAGAGCAUUCUAGAUUGUUGUGCUGCUCCAGGAGGAAAAACACUUUUCUUGGCAUCCUGUUUAUAUGGAAAAGGUAUGGUAACUGCAGUUGACAUAAAUAAGGGGCGUCUGCGAAUCCUUAAAGAGACUGCAAAAAAGCAUCAAGUUCAGAAUGUUGUUACUGCUGUUCAUGCUGAUCUCCGAACAUUUGCUGAGAAUAACCAUGUCAUGUAUGACAAAGUUCUUCUGGAUGCACCUUGUUCCGGAUUGGGUGUGCUCUCUAAGAGAGCGGAUUUGCGCUGGAAUAGGCGGUUGGAAGACAUGGAACAACUUAAAGCUUUGCAAGAUGAACUUCUUGAUUCAGCUUCAGUGUUGGUGAAACCUGGUGGACUUCUAAUAUACAGCACCUGUUCCAUUGAUCUGGAAGAGAAUGAGCAGAGAGUUGCUUCGUUUCUUCUCAGGCAUCCAGAAUUUGUUGUAGAUACAGCUGACGGAUAUGUACCUCAUGAGUUUGUCGCUGAAAAUGGCUUUUAUCACUGUAAUCCUGUAAAGCAUUCACUUGAUGGAGCAUUUGCAGCUCGUCUUAUUCGAUCUUAUUGACUGAAGACUGGAUGGCACACUAUUAAGUUUCCUUAUUGCCUAUUGAAUCCUGCAUAAAUGGAUCAUCAUCAUUUGUUCCUUUAGGUAGCUAACAUUCUUCUUCGGCAAAGUAAAAAGGGCUUAAUGCUUCACUUGUUGACAAACAUGCAACCCCAUUUUUCGACUGAACUUCAUUUCUGUCCUUGUAAUUUGGUGAAGCAUUCACUUUCGAUGGAGCCUUUGCUGAUUGUCAUCCAUGAUCAAUAUAUGAUGAUUGCAUUAAAGUUCUUAAAUUUCAUUGGGGAGUGAUUGCUGGAGAUGGCUGAGCUGAGACAUGGUACAUGUAGUACAAGGGACACGCAAGUAGGAAAUUGUUAAGAAUACUGCAGCAACAGAGUAGAAGCACAGAACUGGCUCGCUUGGAAAGCAAUGAGUUGCAGUGCAGAGUCUACAGACUGCAGAAAUGGUAUGCACAUAGUAGGACGCAAAACUGAGGUUUCUCUCAAAUAUACUGCUUUGGUUUUUAGGAGAAUUGCUUUAGCUUUAACACUGGAGAAAACCAUUUAUCACAGUUUGCAGGCAUUGGUUGGGUGUAAAAUAUAUGGACUAUCUUGUAAUUUAAAUGACUCAGUUCAUUUAUUAGCAUUUGGUUGUUGAGGUACCAAAUGCGAGUGCUGUAGCUCA